Messenger RNA from Amaranthus tricolor (Joseph's coat), 1410 nucleotides. RefSeq lists its product as uncharacterized. The record is from RefSeq and is a predicted model, not a curated record. NCBI's taxonomy places the organism in Eukaryota, Viridiplantae, Streptophyta, Magnoliopsida, Caryophyllales, Amaranthaceae. The transcript has 7 exons. Bases 152 to 871 code for a protein of 239 amino acids.
GUAUAGGGUAGUUUAGAAGGCGGCGAAAGCAAUUCUGGAUUCUAGAACCCCCAAAACUUAGACUUAACGCGAUAGCGGUAAGCAUGCGACCGCGAUUUCCUAAUUUCAUUCUCUUCAAUCGGCUGGAUUAUUUGAAUUAGGCAAAAUUGACAUGGCAGAAGGUCGGGAUUUUCAUUCAAUCGAUAAGCAAUGGCACUCGCCUAGCUCUCCCGACGAAGAAGACGAUCGGAAGAAACUAUGGGGCAUUGUAAUUUUCAGUUUGAUUGGCGCUACUGUUACCACUUUUGCCGUUGGACAACUGAGACAGUUUGGGCGAACUGUUGAUUGGAUUUCUUCUCAGAUGUCCAGGAUGCAGUCAGGGAAAGGAGGAAGUGGUUCAUUUAGAUCAUCUUUCCAAGAGGAAGCACGUAGAAGGUAUAGACAACGGAUGCAAGAGGAAUAUGAAGAAGAAAUGGAGAGAGUGGAGCGCAUACGUCGUAUGCAGAGUGUCUUCAACAGAGAAAGAAACAAGUAUAAAAGAAGUUAUGAGAGCUGGAAAGAAAAUGGGCAUGGUGCAUAUCAUCAAGAUUUCCAGCGGGAUGAUUGGUAUUGGACUUCUGAUACAUCCUUUAGAGAUCGAAAGCCAAACUAUAAACAGGCUCCUCAGCACAGUGGAACUUAUUCUUUAUCUCGCCACUAUGCAGUUUUAGGUCUUGAUAGGCUAAGGAAAACACCAUAUUCGGAUGAUGAGAUCAAGUCAGCCUUCAGGGCAAAGGCAUUGGAGUACCACCCUGAUCAGAAUCAGGAUAAUAAAGAUGCUGCUGAAGCAAAAUUUAAAGAAGUAUUAACGUCUUAUGAGGCUAUAAAAUCGGAAAGGAAGAAUUCAAAAUAGAGAACGAGGAACUCGUUGAGGGGACUAAGGAUAAGUACAGAAAUGUGUCUUCUCGACAUCCUUGAGCGAUGUGGUAACGUAGAGAUCAUCCAAACAGUUUCCAUGUAGUUCUGCUCUGUUUUGUGAGCUUGAGGUUAAGUGUUGUAAUAUAGGAUGCUUCUGUCGUUGAUCAAUUUUUCGACUUCCUGGAAUGUGUGAGGGGCUAACAUAUUCUUAUUUGGCGCAACCCUUUUUCUGGUGUCAUCUUUUGGCUUGCAGCUUGUCACAAGAUGUGGAAGAUGAUAAGUUUUUGACGAUGAUCCCACAACUGUUAAAAACUACACUUGAUGUACAUUUAUUUAUGUUUUAUUAGGAACAACUAGAGUUAUUGUAUUGCUCCUUUUUUUAUUACUAUUUAUAUUUAUACAUAUUUAUGUAUUUUAGAUUAAUUAUGAAAUAAUGUAGAAAAAGAGUAAUAAAGUCACUAUGUUAUGUAGUUAUAAUGUUCAAAUACUUGUGAUUUAUCAUCUGGUUUGAGUAUAUAUAUCCAUUGAAAUUGA